AUGACCGCUAGUCAUGCGGAGGGUUCGAAUGUUCGGGUGUGCAAAUGCAACCAAAGUGAAACACCCAAGUGUAUUACUGCAGAGUUUCACGCUGUUGCCACCACCAACGUGGGAGGCGGUGGCGAUGGCAUUCUAUUUCCCGUCUGUCGGAAUGGACAGCAAAACCCUGCUGCUUCACUGCAAACCACGGGCGAACAGCCGUCAAAAGUGUGUGAUACUGACAUUUUUCGUUCAUUGUUAGAGCAGAAGAAGAUGAACGCAGCAUCGCCGACACCACACGAUUGUCAUCUUCCGAUCAAAGUCUACCAAAGCGCUGACGGGGAAAUCAGGGGGCUAGUCAACUACCAUGAGAAAGCUCAGAGAGCAAAAAACCUUUUUUCAUUCACUUCGAGCAUCCUUACGGCAGUUGACCAAUUCACCGAUGCUCUGUUGAAGGAUGGAUGCCAACAUGUAUCAAGUCUUGAGUAG
Molecule: messenger RNA, 468 nt
Organism: Haemonchus placei
Lineage: Eukaryota; Metazoa; Nematoda; Chromadorea; Rhabditida; Trichostrongylidae
Source: the annotation of a GenBank genome assembly